This is a messenger RNA of Hylaeus anthracinus, 444 nucleotides long. RefSeq names its product histone-lysine N-methyltransferase SETMAR-like. Lineage: Eukaryota; Metazoa; Arthropoda; Insecta; Hymenoptera; Colletidae. Gene Ontology annotation, molecular function: nucleic acid binding. The record is from RefSeq and is a predicted model, not a curated record. The transcript has 2 exons. The annotation marks the transcript as partial.
AUGGAAAUGAUCGAAGUAGACCGGCAUGUUAGCUGCCGUAGCAUCGCCCAGAAACUAAAGAUCGACCAUAAAACAGUUUUAAACCAUCUCCAUAUAGCUGGAUUAAAAAAGAAGCUCGAUGUCUGGGUGCCACACGAAUUGACGCAGAAAAACAUAAUGGAUCGAAUUUCCAUUUGCGAAGCUUUGGCCAAACGGAACGAAAUAGACCCAUUUCUUAAACGGAUGGUGACUGGGGAUGAGAAAUGGGUCACAUACGAUAAUAUUUGGGACUGGAAAGGAAUCAUCCGCUACGAACUGCUUCCAUAUGGCCAAACACUAAAUUCGGACCUCUACUGUCAACAAUGGGACCGGUUGAAGGUAGCGAUUGACGAGAAGCGACCAGAAUUAGCCAACAGGAGAGGUGUUGUGUUCCAUCAGAACAACGCCAGCCCACACACGUCUAUA